AUGAGCAAUCAAAAUAUAACACCAAAAAAAAAUAAAUACGUGGACGAGAAUUCCACCCAAUUACUAGAUUUUGAAAGUGAAUUGAAUGAGAAAUUAUUAUCUUCUCCAUAUACAAGCGAUGAAAGUAGUCAUACUCAUCAACGACAUAAUGAUCGCCCAAAUCAUCAACACAAUUUAAGACACAGAAAUAGUUACAGAACUUCAAUUUCCACAAACAAUACAUUAAGCUCACCAAAAAGCAACGAAAUAAUCGGAGAAAUGAUAUAUGAUUCAGGAAACAAUACUGUUGAUAUGGGUAAAAAUAUUAUGGGAGUUAAUAAAGAAAAUUAUAUGAUGAUUACCCAUGAAAAUGAAAAAAUUAUAUCAAAUAAAACCAAAUCAUCACUUGGUCAAAAUAUAGAUGAUCUUGUCAUACAAAGACUGAGUAAUAGCAAAAGAAAAAAAGUGAGAAGGAUUCCAUCAUCUUCUAGAAACAUUUCUUCCAAAAUUGAAAUGGAAAUAAAUCAUCAAAAUGAUCUAAAUACGAGAAAUUAUAAUCUAAAUUCCUUUAAAUUCACUUCUCUAAUAGAUACUAAUUCUGAAGAAUUUAAUGCAAUGCCACACUCAAUGCAAAAGAAAAUAUUACAAAUGAUAAGAAAUAGACAAUCUGCUCAAAAACAUAGAGAUAAACAAAAAAUAGAAAGACAAAAUUUAAUACAGGAAAAUAUGUCUUUAAGAGCAAAAAUUGUUGAAUUAACUAACGAAUUACAAGAACUUAGAGCCAAACAAUUAGCUAUACUUGAGCAAGAAGGAAUGCUUUCACAUAUUAAAAAUGGAUAUAGAUUUACUAACUAUAAUAUGAAUACUCAGCUAAGUAAUAUUAAUGGAAAUAUUAUCUCAGGUAAAAGAAUUGAUAAUAUUAAUAUUACUAAUAGAAAUAGUCUUGGAAGUGAAGAUACAGAAAUUAAUCAUCACAAUAUUAUUUGUAAUGAUAAUUUACUUAAUGAAAAAAGUAAGACUAAGAUAGAUAAUAUUGGAGUUAAAAAUCAGGAAAUUGAUUGUGGAUUUGAUUUUGUUCCUGUUGAUGAGUAUUCAAAUAUUGGGAUAUGGGGUUCCAUAUGUGAUACGGCUCAUAGUAAUACAAAUAGUGGUAAUAAUACAACUGCUAAUCAUAAUAAUAAUAUUGUUAGAAACAAUAACUUAUGUAACCAGUUAACAAUACAUCCUAAUAUUGAUGUAUUGCCUUGGAUUGGAGGUGUUGGAGGAGUGGGAGGAGUUGUUGCAUGGAAUAAACAAAGUAAUUUUGUCGAAGAUAUGCUCAUAAGCAGCAAAUGA
Messenger RNA from Cryptosporidium ubiquitum, 1314 nucleotides. RefSeq names its product transcription factor. The record is from RefSeq and is a predicted model, not a curated record. Gene Ontology annotation, molecular function: DNA-binding transcription factor activity. NCBI's taxonomy places the organism in Eukaryota, Apicomplexa, Conoidasida, Eucoccidiorida, Cryptosporidiidae. The transcript has a single exon. Gene Ontology annotation, biological process: regulation of DNA-templated transcription. The coding region runs from base 1 to 1314 and encodes 437 amino acids.